GGUGGUGGGACCGCAAGAGCGGCGCACCGUCAAGAUGGCUGCUGGACUGCGGAAACGCGGCCCGCCGGGUCCUGUAGCCCAGCCGGCGGGACUCUGGAAACAAUGGCUACAGCGGGCCUGGCAAGAAUGCUGCCUUCUGUUGCGAGAGCCGCGCUACACACUGCUGGUGGCCUCCUGCCUUUGCCUAGCAGAGGUGGGCAUCACCUUCUGGGUCAUUCACAGGGUGGCAUACACAGAGAUCGACUGGAAAGCCUACAUGGCCCAAGUGGAGGGUGUCAUCAAUGGCACAUACGACUACACACAGCUGCAGGGUGACACUGGCCCCCUUGUCUACCCAGCUGGUUUUGUGUACAUCUUUAUGGUGCUGUACUAUGCGACUGGCCGGGGCACGGACAUCUCCAUGGCCCAGAACAUCUUUGCUCUGCUCUACCUGGUCACCUUGCUACUUGUUUUCUUGAUAUACCACCAGACCUCCAAGGUGCCCCCCUUCGUCUUUUUCUUCAUGUGUUGCGCCUCUUACCGCGUCCACUCCAUCUUUGUGCUGCGGCUCUUCAAUGACCCAGUGGCUAUGGCAUUGCUCUUCCUAAGCAUCAACCUCUUCCUGGCAAACUCCUGGGGCUGGGGCUGCUGCUGUUUCAGCCUGGCCGUCUCUGUGAAGAUGAAUGUGCUGCUCUUCGCCCCUGGGUUGCUGUUCCUUCUCCUGACUCAGUUUGGCUUCCGUGGUGCCCUGCCCAAGCUGGCCAUCUGUGCUGCUGUUCAGGUGGUACUAGGACUGCCCUUCCUGCUGGAGAACCCCAUUGGCUACCUAUCCCGCUCCUUUGACCUUGGCCGUCAGUUUCUCUUCCAAUGGACAGUGAACUGGCGCUUCCUUCCUGAGGCCGUCUUCCUGCACCGUGCUUUCCAUCUGGCCCUGUUGGCUGCCCAUCUUACCCUCCUCCUGCUGUUCGCCCUCUGUAGGUGGCACAGAACAGGGGAAAGUAUUCUUUUGUUGCUGAAGGUUCCUUCCAAGAGGAAAGUUCCACCCCAACCCCUCACACCUAACCAGAUUGUCUCUACCCUCUUCACCUCCAACUUCAUCGGCAUCUGCUUCAGUCGCUCCCUCCACUACCAGUUCUAUGUCUGGUAUUUCCACACACUGCCCUACCUCCUGUGGGCCAUGCCUGCACGCUGGCUCACACACCUGCUCAGGCUGCUGGUGCUGGGGUUCAUAGAGCUUUCAUGGAACACAUACCCAUCCACAUCCUUCAGCUCUGCCUCCCUGCACAUCUGCCAUGCUGUCAUCCUGCUGCAGCUCUGGACGUCCCCUCGGUCUUUCCCCAAGAGCAUCCAGCCUAGCAAGAAAACUCACUGAAAUCCACUUCAUCCUUCUAGGACCCGCCCAGGAUCAUGGGUGGAAUGGACUCUGUGUUUAGAAUAAACCUUGCCAAGUCCA
Onychomys torridus (southern grasshopper mouse) is the source of this 1432-nucleotide messenger RNA. It is a transcript of the gene Alg3, whose product is annotated as ALG3 alpha-1,3- mannosyltransferase. Gene Ontology annotation, cellular component: endoplasmic reticulum. The record is from RefSeq and is a predicted model, not a curated record. Lineage: Eukaryota; Metazoa; Chordata; Mammalia; Rodentia; Cricetidae. Bases 35 to 1351 code for a protein of 438 amino acids. The transcript is spliced from 9 exons. Gene Ontology annotation, molecular function: dol-P-Man:Man(5)GlcNAc(2)-PP-Dol alpha-1,3-mannosyltransferase activity.